AUGGAAAUCAUCAGGAGGAAGUUUACAGUUUCAGAUGUUAAUUUGAAUCUUAUAGCAGUGGUUUUUACAAAAAAUACCUAUUUUUGGGUGGGAGAUAACAGUUAUACUUGUAAGGAUCUUCAAUGUUCAUUUCCACUGAAAAAUAUCAAAGAUGAAGAAUCGGCAGGAACAACUCUCUUGGGGAACCUGGAUUCCAUAUCAAAUGAAAUCGCAAACACACUAGCAAAAAUUUACAAAAGAGGUAUAUUUAUGAGUGUAAAUAUAGAAGGGCUGGAUUCCUCGUUUCUGCCGGAGUUUCAAGAGAAGUUGUUUGAGCUCAUAUUUGAACUUUUUCCGAGAGAAAAAACCGAUUCUUUCGUCUCGGAAACAACUUUUCAAUUAACAUUAAACAAUUCAACUCUAAUGUUAUUGAAAGGGAUGAAACGCGGUGUAGAAAAAAUUGAUAAUUCGGAACCGACAUCAAAUGACAACCAGGCCGAGCCGAACACAUCAAAUGAACAAUAUAACCCGUUGUUCUCAGCCAAAAGUAAACUUAGCGCAUCGAUGUAUGACGCGGAAUCGCAGAGCAGUGAGCAGUCAAUGUAUGAAGAUUUUGGGGAAUUUGACCCCUCAAACUUUAGGCUGACUCCACAUACAACAAUAUCGCCAAAAAGAGAAGCGUGCCUGUCAAGCGAAUUUAAAUCGGUAGAUAGCUACGAUUCAUUUACAGUAUUGUCAAUAGAAGACUCUGAAGAUUUCAUGGACGACAAGGAUGUUAAUAAGUAUAAGUUGGAAGAGGAUUUGGUAGUGGACAAUAGCGACGACGAAAAUAAUGUGAGGGAGACUGAAGUAGAUAAUGAGAAAAGUAAAAUGAAUGUAAGAGUAUCUGAUGAAAAAAAGAAAGGAAAUUUAAGGGAACAGGUGUUAAUUGACUUGGAGACAGAUAAAAAAGAAGAGAUCAAUGAAGUAACAGCAGGAAGUGUUAGUUUCGAUAUUAGGAAGAGUUGUCGUUUAAGGGACAAAUCAAUAGGGAAGAUGACAAGCGGAACGGAUAGCAGAGAAGAUAGAGAUAAUUUGGAUAGCCGAAGAAUAAUAAAGUAUUUUAAGCACGAAAAGGUAAGUGAAGUGUGCAAAAGACUUAAGGAGGACCUGAUAGGAACGAGAGGACAGAACCCAGAAGACUUCCCACUAUCGGACGAGUUGCCCUUCUCAGAAAGAGUGUACAACUAUAUAUCGGAUCUGAAGGCAUACUCGACAAUAAGCAGCAACGAAGCAAACUACUCGAGGUUGUCAUCAGUAGACUUUAGAGCACUGCAGACGACGGACACGUCAGACACUAUGGGAGCAGACGAGAGAGCAAGGGACUUUGAAAAGGAGCUAGAACCACAAGAAGAGGAACAACCACAAUCAUCACAAGUAUCAAACGAAGAAACGGAGGAAAAAAAGGCUUUAAAGGAAGUUGAAACACACAACUUAAAUAAAGAGAAACCAGAAAUAUUUGGGGAAGAUGACCACAAAGAAGACACGAAUCAACAGUACGAACACGGAGAGGAUAGGAAUAAAGAGAAUGAACGAGGAGAAGUUGAGAAGCUAAAAAGCCUGGAUAAUGUGAACAGUUUAGACAGACUUAAUAGUUUGGACAGACUAAACAGUCUAGAAAGAAUUGACAGUUUCGACAGAUUGAACAAUUUAGAAAGAAUUAAUAGUUUGGAUAGACUUAAGGUUGGAAACAAAACAAAUACGUUGCAAAAUGUGAACCGUAUGCACAACGUGGCAACUGCACAAAAUUCUGACGGUGUACAAGCAGAUGCAAGUAAAAGUAAAUAUACUAAUAAUGAAAGAGUUAAUGCAGAGAAUGAAGUCAGUUACGAGGAUAAAACGACGACAGACCGGUUAGUAGAUGAAAGUACGAGUAAGCUAGUAAGUACGAAGAGAGGAGUGGGAGGAGAAGAGUGUGAAAGUUGGGAAGGCCUGGAUUGUAUGCCGUCAAGUCACGGAGUAAACCUGGUGUAUAGCUGCCUGAGAAGCAUCAAGAUCGUGGUGGGAGAUAACCUGCACGAAUACGACGCGUACACAGGAACGAAGAAGUACAUGAAAGAGUUCAUAGAACUGCUGAGAAGAGGAAACGAAGAGGAAAGGAAACUGAGAGUCGAGUUCAUAGCCUUGGAAAAAAACGAUUACAGCCUGGAGGCAACAAGAAACAGUUACCUGAGUCUGAUGAAGGAAAACGGAAGACUGAAGGGGCUGCUGAGUUACUAUAAAAAUUACGAAAAAUUACAGAGAGACACAAUUAAGCUGAAGAGCGAUAACAUAGCAGUGACGAGAAGCGAGAUACUGAGUAAGCUGAGCCAGUUCCAGGAAGUGAGUAAGCUGGCGGAAAAAAAUGAGAGGAUGCUGGCAGCAGAGAGGAGUCUGCUGAGCGUGUACGACCAGACAGGGUUCUUCAUCCUGCCGCUGCAAAACGAAGGAUUCCACAACUUCGCAUACGUAAUCAACUAUAACUACUACACGCAACACGUGAGGAGCGUAGGAAAGGGGAGAGAAAAAAGAGGAACGAGAGAAGAAAGGUACAGAGAAGAGGGAGCAGGGAAGAAAGAUAGCUUUGCACAGAGAGACGAGAAGGCGAGAGGAGAGCUGAGAGCAGAAAUGCUGGAAAAACUGAGAGUCCUGGAAAGUUUGCCGUACAAGCCGAAAAAAGUCGACCCCGACCUGGAGUUGAAAGUGUUCAUGUACUUUGAAAGUUGCACAACAACGUCCUCAGAUCAGUACAUGCUGAUGGGAUCGAACACGUCAAACAGCAGCAGAAGUAACUACGACUUGUUUGGAGGAAGUAAGACAUUAAGUAACGGAGACAGCAAGGAAGGAGGGAAGGGAGGAAGAGGAGGCAUGGCUAACGGAACCAGCAGAGUGGCGGGAAAAGUAAUAGGAGUGGAAGGUGGCGGGAGCACAAGGAACGAGUUCAAGGAAAUUAACGUAAACAUAGACAAGAACAUGAAUAUCGACCUGUACACGCUUAAAAAUGAACUUAAAUUGGUGCUGUACUCACCAAUACACAAGGACUCAGCGUACUACAGAUUUAAGCACGACCUGGUGGUGUACUUCAACAGCACCCUUAACACGCUCUUCAGCGAGUACCUGGAGGAUCAGAAUGAAACGCUCCAGCUGAAGGAAGUGCUGAGUCAAGUCGUGGAGUUGACUAAAGACCUCAACGUGAGGUUCGUGUACUACUUGAGGCAGUUCAGAGACCUGGUCAACAUGUCGACUAACUACAAUUACGCACGCGAGAACGAGCAACAGCGGAGCAGUGUGAGCAGACUGAACGGAGAAAACAAGAAAAACAAGGUCCUGAGGCUAAUGCUGACCUUUAAAGACAACAUGCCGUGCCUGUGGUGCAACGUCAGCUUCAACUUUAACCACAGGUACGCGAGGAGCCAUAAACAGUCACUCUACAGCAGCGUGACCAGGGAAAGAGGAGCCGGCAGGGAAAACCUAGUGAGCUCAGUGCAGUUCGAGUUCGUCCACUCACUAAACAAGGGGUUCCUGAGCAGAUACAAGGAGCCCCUGCUGCAAAUGAACAGGGCGCUGGCCUGCGCGGAGGACGGCAACGUGGCGGACCACGUGCUAACAGCGCUAAGUUCACAGCGCUUCCACAUGUAA
This is a messenger RNA of Theileria orientalis strain Shintoku, 3636 nucleotides long. RefSeq lists its product as hypothetical. NCBI's taxonomy places the organism in Eukaryota, Apicomplexa, Aconoidasida, Piroplasmida, Theileriidae. Gene Ontology annotation, biological process: proteasome assembly. The transcript has 7 exons. The coding region runs from base 1 to 3636 and encodes 1211 amino acids. The record is from RefSeq and is a predicted model, not a curated record.